AUGCCUCCUCCCUUCUCCCAGUUCGGUUACUGUAGUUUCUUGUUUGCCACUCCCUCCCACCCCGUCAUCGCUUCUCCUCCCCCACCAGCUGUUGCCUCACCCUCCCACCUCGUCAUCGCCUCUCCCUCUCACCCACCUUUCCAUCGUUGCUCCCUCCCACCCCGCCAUCCACUCUCCAUUCCACCCCACCAUCCCCUCUCCCUCCCACUGCGCCGUCGCCUCUCCCUCCCUCCAGCCGUCGCCUCUCCGUUCCUCCCGCCGUCGACUCUCCCUCCCUCCCGCCGUCGCCUCUCCCUCCUCCCCGCCGUCGCCCCUCCUCCUCCCCGCCGUCGCCUCUCCUCCUCCCCGCCGUCGCCUCUCCUCCUCCCCGCCGUCGCCUCUCCUCCUCCCCGCCGUCGCCUCUCCUCCUCCCCGCCGUCGCCUCUCCUUCUCCCCGCCGUCGCCUCUCCUCCUCCCCGCCGUCGCCUCUCCUCCUCCCCGCCGUCGCCUCUCCUCCUCCCUGCCGUCGCCUCUCCUCCUCCCCGCCGUCGCCUCUCCUCCUCCCCGCCGUCGCCUCUCCUCCUCCCCGCCCCUCUUCCCCGCCGUCGCCUCUCCUCCUCCCCGCCGUCGCCUCUCCCUCCUCCUCGCCGUCGCCUCGCCCUCCCAUCCGCCGUCGCCGCUCCCUCCCAUUCGCCGUCGCCGCUCCCUCCUCCCGCCGUCGCCUCUCCCUCCCAUCCCGCCGUCGCCUCACCCUCCCAUCCCGCCGCCGACUCUGUCGACAGAAUGAACGUGUAG
This is a messenger RNA of Closterium sp. Naga37s-1, 774 nucleotides long. NCBI's taxonomy places the organism in Eukaryota, Viridiplantae, Streptophyta, Zygnematophyceae, Desmidiales, Closteriaceae. The record is from the annotation of a GenBank genome assembly.